GGCGCGCGUGCGCGGGGCGGGGCGGGGCUCGCGCUCUCCCUGGUAACGAGCACCGCGCGCGCGGGGCCGCGCCCUGCCCGGGCCGCCCCCCCCCCAGCGCAGCCCGGCCCCUCAGCGCCGCCAUGCAGGGCGAGGACGCCCGGUACCUCAAGAGGAAGGUAAAAGGAGGUAACAUAGAUGUGCAUCCAUCUGAGAAAGCCCUCAUUGUCCAUUAUGAAGUGGAAGCAACGAUUCUGGGAGAGUUGGGAGACCCCAUGCUGGGGGAACGCAAGGAAUGUCAGAAAAUAAUUCGGCUGAAGAGUCUUAAUGCAAACACAGACAUUGGCUCCCUGGCUCGAAAGGUUGUUGAAGAAUGCAAGCUCAUUCACCCCUCCAAGCUUGCAGAAGUAGAGCAGCUGCUGUACUACCUGCAGAACCGCAGAGAUUCCUCAGCAGGAAAAGAAAAGAAAGAGAAAACCAGCAAGCCAAAAGAUCCACCCCCAUUUGAAGGAACAGAGAUUGAUGAGGUUGCCAAUAUCAAUGACAUGGAUGAGUACAUUGAGUUACUGUACGAGGACAUUCCUGACAAGGUGCGUGGCUCUGCCCUCAUCCUGCAGCUGGCCAGGAAUCCUGAUAAUUUGGAAGAGCUGCUUAUAAAUGAAACUGCCCUGGGUGCAUUGGCUAGAGUGCUGAGGGAAGACUGGAAACAAAGCAUUGAACUGGCUACCAAUAUAAUUUACAUUUUCUUCUGCUUUUCAAGUUUCUCUCAAUUUCACGGGAUAAUCACACAUUACAAAAUUGGAGCUCUGUGUAUGAAUAUCAUAGACCAUGAACUGAAGAGACAUGAGCUUUGGCAGGAAGAACUUGCUAAAAAGAAGAAAGCUGUUGAUGAAGAUCCUGAAAAUCAAACCCUGAAAAAGGACUAUGAGAAAACUUACAAGAAAUACAAAGGGCUGGUUGUCAAGCAGGAACAGCUGCUUAGAGUUGCAAUUUACCUGCUCCUAAACCUCGCUGAGGAUACUCGCAUUGAGCUGAAGAUGAGGAACAAGAACAUUGUGCACAUGUUGGUGAAAGCGCUGGACCGGGAUAAUUUUGAGCUGCUCAUCCUCGUUGUAACCUUCCUGAAGAAACUCAGCAUUUUCAUGGAGAACAAAAAUGAUAUGGUUGAAAUGGAUAUUGUUGAAAAACUUGUGAAGAUGGUACCAUGUGAACAUGAAGACCUGCUGAAUAUCACUCUUCGACUCUUACUGAAUCUCUCCUUUGACACAGGCCUGAGAAGUAAAAUGGUCCACGUUGGUUUGCUUCCCAAACUCACUGCACUCCUGGGAAACGAAAACAACAAAAAAGUAGCGAUUUGCAUUCUGUAUCACAUCAGCAUGGACGAUUGCUUUAAAUCGAUGUUUGCAUACACAGACUGUAUCCCUCAGUUAAUGAAGAUGCUUUUUGAAUGUCCUGAUGAGAGAGUUGACCUGGAACUUAUUUCUUUCUGUAUUAACCUGGCUGCCAACAAAAGAAAUGUGCAGCUUAUCUGUGAAGGAAAUGGUUUGAAAAUGCUCAUGAAGCGGGCUUUGAAGUUUAAGGAUCCGUUGUUAAUGAAGAUGAUCAGAAAUAUUUCACAACAUGAUGGGCCAACUAAAAGCCAGUUUAUUGAAUAUGUUGGUGAUUUAGCAGCUCAAAUAUCAAAUCUUGAAGAAGAAGAAUUUGUGAUUGAAUGCCUGGGAACACUUGCAAAUUUGACCUUACCAGAAUUGGACUGGGAACUGGUGCUGAAGGAAUACAAACUGGUUCCAUAUCUCAAGGAUAAGUUAAAACCAGCAGGUUCUGCUGAGGAUGACCUUGUUUUGGAAGUGGUGAUCAUGAUUGGGACCGUGUCCAUGGAUGACUCCUGUGCUGCUCUGCUGGCUAAAUCUGGGAUCAUCCCUGCCCUCAUCGAGCUGCUGAACGCUCAGCAGGAAGAUGAUGAGUUUGUCUGCCAGAUCAUCUAUGUAUUUUAUCAGAUGGUGUUCCACCAAGCCACCAGAGAUGUCAUCAUCAAGGAAACACAAGCUCCAGCGUACCUUAUAGACCUGAUGCACGAUAAAAACGCCGAGAUCCGCAAGGUCUGUGACAACACUCUGGAUAUCAUAGCGGAAUAUGACGAGGAAUGGGCUAAAAAAAUCCAGACGGAGAAGUUCCGAUGGCACAACUCGCAGUGGCUGGAGAUGGUGGAGAGCCGGCAGAUGGACGACAGCGAGCAGUACCUGUAUGGGGAUGAUCCCAUCGAGCCCUACAUCCAUGAGGGGGAUAUUCUGGAGAGACCUGACCUCUACUAUAAUGCAGAUGGGCUGAUAGUCCCGGAUGGAGCGGUGAGUCCGGAUAUCUUCGGGGAUUACCAGCUGCAGAAUGGAGACCUGGUUGGGCAGCACCCCUUCUCUGGCAAUAUUGGAGUGGAUGGCUUUGCUCAGAGCGCGGGGGGUCCCGGGCGCCCGGCGACCGCGUACGGCUACCGGCCGGAAGAGCCCUUCUUCUACGGCUACGGCGCGCGGUGAGGCGGCCGGCAGCGCUGCUGCUCCUGCAUGGCUGCACCACCGUGCCUCCAGCACUCUGUAUCCUUUGGCAUGUGUAGCUCCACGUAAAUUUAGCCUUUCUGGGUCUGGUGUGUUAGUGACAGUGUUUGCCCUUCGGUUGCUCUUUGUUAUUAUUUUUGUACAGUAACUGUGACUUGAAAGCGGGAAUUGGAAACUACUGGACUGGAAAGUGUCACAUUAUGUAUAUGAAGCUACUAAUUUAAUUUCUAUUAAAUAUAAAAACCUGUGUGGUCAGCAGUGGUGAAUGUGUUUCUAACCAAUGUUUUGUGUGUUUUACAAGGCACUUAAGAAGAGUGCUCCAUGUGCAGCGUGUUUAACAUGGACUGUUUCCCUCUCACACCUCGGUCACAGAACACCACCAAGCCCCAGCAUCUCCUGGCACUGCCCUGACACAUAGUUUGGAUCAAAGUCCAGUCCUGGGUCACCACUUUAAUAAUGGAAAGAUGGCACAGAUUCACUCCCCUGGAGCUUCAGACAUUUACAGUCCAUUUUAAGUGCUUAAAAACAUUUAAAAUUAGAAACUACACAACAGAAUGCCUUCACCCUAGUGUUUAAACAGAGUGCUGUGGGCUGAGAGAAGUCUGCCACAUCCAUCCUGUGGGCCAGCAAGAGCAAGAAACACUGUAUCUUGGCUCAGAAUCCAGAGCAGAGCCUUUACCCCAGCUUCCCUAUCUGGAAACACAAAUCCAUCCUGUCCUGCUGGUUUCUGGGGUUUAAGCUGGAUCUAAGCAGCGAUCAGUGGGCAGCAGAGUCAGGCCAGGACCCCUUCACACUGGACUUGCAGUGUGGUGAUUGUUUGAUGUCAUGUUUUGAAAUAACCUGCAAAUGGAAUUCAGGGUGAAGCUGUUCUUCAGCUGUGCAUGCCCCCUGUUAGAGACAGAAGAAAGGGAUGAUAAUGCCCUCUCUGCCACAGCUACCUAGGCAGCAGUUCAAAUUUUCACUUUUUCAAAGAAAAGUUACCUGUACCUCAUCCUUUUUCUUUUGUUAAUGUCUGUUGAUUUGCAGAUUUAUUUUUCUCCUUCUUCCUCCCUCCUUUAUGGCUUAAACAAGAAGUUGACUUGCAUCCUACGAAACCAGUCACUAGUAAUUCCAUAAGAUUGGGGUCUGUGCUGGGAAGGUGAUCUUCAAAGGCAUGGGAUUGUUUGGGGAGUCUGACAAACUCUUAGUCUUACACUUCAAAAAUACCUUUGAAAUAAAAAUUGUUUUGAAACCCCGUGUUAUCUUUA
Molecule: messenger RNA, 3772 nt
Organism: Motacilla alba alba
Lineage: Eukaryota; Metazoa; Chordata; Aves; Passeriformes; Motacillidae
Gene: KIFAP3
Product: kinesin associated protein 3
Exons: 20
Coding region: 123-2507 (794 amino acids)
Biological process (GO): cilium organization; microtubule-based movement
Cellular component (GO): ciliary transition zone; axoneme; kinesin II complex
Molecular function (GO): kinesin binding
Source: RefSeq, a predicted model, not a curated record